AGGUUAGGGGAUGAGUCACGCACAACCAGAUAAAUAUCACAGUUCACUUGUGUUGAAGACAUUUUAAGGUCUACUAUCGAGAGCAUUUUAGGGAACCUAUGUGGAAAAUGGCAAUCAAACUAAUUUUGUUCUGUUUGUGUUUGUGGCGUCUGGUUGGUGUGUUUGGUGAUGAAGUGAAGUCAGUGUCAGUGAUGGAGGGAGAUUCAGUCACUCUAAACACAGAUCUUACUGAAAUACAGACUUUUGAUCUGAUAAUGUGGAGGUUUGGACCGAACGACGUGCUCAUAGCUAAACUCAUUGUAGGGUACAUCUUUUUAUAUGAUGGUAUUGAGGGAUUCGGGGACAGACUGAAACCGGACAAUCAGACUGGAUCUCUGACCAUCACAAACAUCACAACCACACACUCUGGACUUUAUACAGUUAACAUCUUUAGCCAAAGAAUGAUCAGAUCUAGAUUCAAUGUUACUGUCUAUGCUCGUCUACCUGUUCCUGUCAUCAGCAGUAACUCUUCAAACUGUUUGUCGUCAUCAUCAUCAUCAUCAUCAUCAUCAUCAUCAUCAAAUUGUUCAUUGUUGUGUUCAGUGGAGAAUGUGAGUCAUGUGACUCUCUCCUGGUACAAAGGAAACAGUUUAUUGUCCAGUAUCAGUGUGUCUGAUUUCAGCAUCAGUCUCUCUCUACCUCUGGAGGUGGAAUAUCAGGAGAAAAACAGCUACAGCUGUGUGAUCAACAAUCCCAUCAGAAACCAGACCACACAUCUGGACAUCAGCAAACUCUGUCAACCAUGUUCAGGAAUCUGAGACGGCGGUGAUGAACACGUGUUUCAGCUCUGAACAAUGAUUCAACUUUCUCUGAUUCUAUUUCUCACAAAUUAUGCUCUGAUCACAACAAUUUCAUCUGCCUUUUACACUUUAUUACUGAUGUAUAUAUAAUGUGAUUUUAGUUUUUUAUAUUUCCUCUAAAUGAUCUUCCUCUAAUGAGUUUAUUGUGAUCCUGAGUGAAGAAUACUCUAGAUUAUCAAAUAAUGCUUUCUUUAUUAUAAACAUGUUUUCCCCCCUCUCUCCACAUCCGCCUGCCCUCUUGAAUAAAGUUUUCUCCAUGCUUUAUUAAAUUAUGUCAAGCGCCCCCAGGGGGAAUACUUGUAUAUGUAUAUACACAUUUUUAUCAGAGCACAACAUAUUGAGCUUUAUAUUAUUAAAACCUAAUUUGUAAUUGUA
This is a messenger RNA of Carassius gibelio (silver crucian carp), 1214 nucleotides long. Its product is annotated as SLAM family member 9. Bases 99 to 797 code for a protein of 232 amino acids. NCBI's taxonomy places the organism in Eukaryota, Metazoa, Chordata, Actinopteri, Cypriniformes, Cyprinidae. The transcript has 4 exons. The record is from RefSeq and is a predicted model, not a curated record.